UACUUAUAGUGGGAUCAUCAGAUCACCAAUCCAUCACCCUUCCCCAUCAACCUCGCCACGAACAAGCAGGUCUAUAAACUUCCAUCGUUUCUGCCUCUAGUUUCACGCACCCAUUUUCCUUUUUUCCAGACCUUGAACAGCGACUUCAUCGCUGGAGACCUGGCUUCGACGGUGCGGACGUAAAAUCAAGUAGAACUUUCGACAAACGCUACCAUCAACAGUGAAACCCUACUCGGUCUUCUAGUACGAUGCCUUCGACUGUGAUAGACCACCACCAUAACCCCCACAAGUACCCUCAUGUCCCGCCACCAUUUCGCAGACCAAGCCCGCCACCCAUAGCCACCCUUAGUGCACCAUCAACACCCGGUUCAGAUACAUCAAGGCCUCGCUCAACAUCUGCGUCCUAUCCCAGGAGCGGUGGAGUUCCAUCUUACCACCACCACCCAUAUCCUCCAACGUCGGCACAUUAUUACUCGCAUGCAGCAAAUGCACCUAUGUACCCCACAGAAGUAUAUCCCCCUCAGCCUCAGAUCCCAUUUGUAACGCACCAUGGCCAGACUUAUGCCCGGGACCCAUAUCAUCACCCGGCCCCACCGACACAGCGCGAUCCGUAUAUCCACGGGUCGCACAACGCGUAUCCACCUACAGGGUAUCCGGUGCCUGGCCACCCUCCUACUCAAGUAGUGUACACCGAGGAUGCUGCCACGAAACUCUCUGAUCGAGUGCGAAGGAGGUGUUUCAAUUGCUGCACAACCGACACAAGUACAUGGAGGAGAAGCAAUCUCAGCCCUGGGAAAGUGCUCUGUAACAAGUGCGGUCUUUUUGAACGUACUCAUUCGCGACCCCGUCCCGAGCAAUUUCCUCACAAGCGCGGGCCACUGGCGACAUCGACAUUGCGUUCCCGCUCCCCUCCAAGUCAUCCAACUCAGUCGCAGCAUUCCCCACACCUUCAAAACCUCACGAAUCCGAACUCAGGGCCGCCUCAUCUUCCUCCCCCUCAUUCUACUUCACCUCUGACGUCUCACCACAAUUUACCGCCGACCUCUCACUCCUUGCCUCCACCAAGAUCCUUGUCUGACCCUCCUGGAAUGAUUUCGGGGCCCCAACUUCCUCCCAUUUCAUCGAACGGAGGUGAGAAGGCGAAGUAUGACAACAGGUCGUCGGAAUCACCUCGACUCCCGAACAUAAAAGCCUGGGCGGCUGAGAAUGGUGCCACCAUCGGCGGGAAAUCCUCGGAGUAUCCAAACGGGAACGCCAAUGCAAGCUCGCACGGCAGUUCUCCACUUCUCAAAAGUCAGGGGAGAAGCACGAAGAGCAGUCCCCACCUUUCUCCCAAACUACCUGCCCUUAAAAGUGAGAAUGAAAAGGACCUUCAUAAGGACAAUCAGGGGAAAUGAUUUCAUCAUUCUUUAUCGCAAACCUUUUUUCAGUGUCUCUCGCUAUCCUUUCUAUAUCGAUCGGCCCUGUACAUUUCGGUCUCUCUUUCCUGAACAUUCCUGGAGUGUCGAUUAGUCCCAGUACAUUCAUUCUAUCUCUCCCGCCGACUUAUUGAUUGUAUUACCUCGUUUCUCUCUCUUGAAGUUGCUCUGUCCAAUACUGCCCCUUUGUAUAACUUCGUUGACUGUACUACUAUGAACUUUUUUAUGCUAAUAUUUAUUCGCUGCUGGUCUUCCAAGGA
Marasmius oreades (fairy-ring Marasmius) is the source of this 1678-nucleotide messenger RNA. RefSeq lists its product as uncharacterized. The record is from RefSeq and is a predicted model, not a curated record. Gene Ontology annotation, molecular function: sequence-specific DNA binding; zinc ion binding. The transcript has 3 exons. Gene Ontology annotation, biological process: regulation of DNA-templated transcription. NCBI's taxonomy places the organism in Eukaryota, Fungi, Basidiomycota, Agaricomycetes, Agaricales, Marasmiaceae. The coding region runs from base 249 to 1397 and encodes 382 amino acids.